Lecanosticta acicola is the source of this 1542-nucleotide messenger RNA. The record is from the annotation of a GenBank genome assembly. NCBI's taxonomy places the organism in Eukaryota, Fungi, Ascomycota, Dothideomycetes, Mycosphaerellales, Mycosphaerellaceae.
AUGGCAGCAUCCGAACCGACUUUGCUAGAAGACACUCUAUACAACAUCUCAAAUCCGGAGCACGACGUUUACGGUCGCUAUUUGAACGCUGAGUCGGUUAAGCGAUUGCUGCUACCAACUUCGAAAGCCACUGAAGCUACGUUGGAAUGGCUUACUACAUCAGGCGUAAGCCUUGAAACGAUUGUCGACGACGGGGAUUGGAUCAAGUUCGAAGCACCGCUCCACGUCGCCAAUCGAAUGCUAGAGGCGAAUUUUCAGGUUUAUCAGAGUCUCAAGGGCACGAGAGCUGUGCGAACGCUAGCGUAUUCUGUUCCGGCUUCACUUUAUGACCACGUCGACAUGAUACACCCAACUGUACGCUUUUCUGAUAUAAAAGAAUGGCGUAUUCCCGACGACAAUCUGGAUGGGAGCCAGUCGACUGCAGCUUCAGUCACCAAUGAAUGUGAUCCCCGGUCUAUCACGCCAGCUUGUCUGCGAGAAUUGUACAAUAUCCCGACUACCGACUCGGCAGAUAAUACAACUACUGGAUUCUUGGCUUUCGCGAAUUUUUUUGGCGAAUAUCCGCGGUACGAGGAUGUAACAUCAUUCGUGAACAAUUGGUUUCCCGUGGCGACUGGUUUUAACUGGACCGGUGAGAGCAUUGCCAAUGGAAGCAUUGACCAGGAAACACCAAAGAAAAGCUACGAGGCUAACCUGGAUGUUCAAUCAAUGCUCUCGAUGGCGUGGCCGUUGCGUAUACACGCGUACUCCACAGGCGGUUUAGGAGAGUUCGUGCCUAGCAUCGAUCAGCCAACGGAGGCAUCCAACCAGAAUGAACCUUUUCUCGAUCUUUUGUCUCAUUUAUUAGCCAAUGACGACAAUGAAUUGCCGCAUACAAUAUCGAUCUCUUACGGGGAGGUCGAACAGUCGGUGCCCUUGCGAUAUCGUAAGAGAGUAUGUGGCAUGUUAGGUCAACUCGGACUCCGGGGAGUGUCAGUGUUGAUCGCAUCUGGAGAUUUCGGACCAGGCAAUAGCUGUCAAACGAAUGACGACGACAAAAGAGCCACGUUCGAAGCCAUUUUCCCGGCGGCCUGUCCAUACGUCACGUCUGUGGGUGCUACAGCAGGUACGAGCCCCGAAGAGGGCGCUUCAUUCUCAUCCGGGGGUUUCUCACAAACAUGGACUCAACCUGAGUAUCAGAAGAGAGCGGUGUCGGGCUUUCUCUCGAAGAAUGGCAACUCGUGGCGUGGGUUGUUCAAUCCCGAUGGACGAGGAUUUCCGGACGUCGCUGCACAGGGGACCAAUAUCAGUUUCGUCGAUGAAGGCAACAGAACGCAGUUCGAUGGAACUUCAGCUUCUGCGCCAAUUUUUGCUGGAGUGAUUGGGCUUCUGAAUGCGCAAAGACUCACUUCAGGAAAGCGUCCGCUUGGCUUUUUGAAUCCGUGGAUCUACAGAUACGGAUAUGAUGGAUUCACUGAUAUCACAAGAGGCGGUUCGCGAGGUUGUACAGGCGUAACUGCGACUGGGCGAAAUGGUACUUAUGUACCUUUCGCAUCGUGGUGA